AUGACUUCGUCUGACAAGAAAAAAGUAGCAUUGGACCUUAAGACCUUUUGGGACUAGAUUGAUCGUGAUUAUUUUCAAGAGAUAUCACUCGAUCAAAGUCUUCCGUUUAUUGAUCGUUUAACCAUCUAGAUAGAUCAACAAUAACUUUUGUUGACCCCUGAUAAACCCACUCAAAUUUCAGCUGCUUCCACAAAGAAGCCCACUACGAUGCUGAAAUCGUAAACUCCAAGGCCUUCUCAUCUUUCAGUUUUUUAGAGCUCAACCAACAAUCUUUAGAAAAGUCACAAAAUCCCUUAAUUAAAUUUAAUAUCAGAAAAAAAUUUAAAACCUCAGGGAAAAUUUUCAGUGGGCAUACCUCAUUCCCACAAUCACAUGCAAAAUAUAGACUAACUGCCUAAUUAACAAGACUAAGAAUCUAUUUUUGGCAUUGAUGGAGUUGGUUUCUUAAGAGGAUAUAAACAAAUAAUGGAUCGAUAUGAUAUUCCCACUAGAUAGCCAGAUAUUGAUGAGGAAAAGCUUAGUGAGACUUAGAUUCAGUUAAGAGAAUUGAAGAUGCUAGAGGAAAUAAAGAAACAGAUUGGGAUGUUUCUCAACUAUAGUCUCUACAAAACGACAAGAGAACUGCCAGCUCAGAAGAAAUUUAAAGAGCCAGUCGUUAAAAUAUCAAUUGAUGAAGAGUUGGCGAAGUUAUAGGGAGAGUAUGAGGAAUCUAACAAAGAAGCAAGAAUGAAUCUAAAGAGAUUAAGGAAGGCAAUAUAAAAAUAUGAGGAUCCAGAUAGUGUAGUUAUAUUAAGAGAAAGAAUAGACAAUGAGAGAGAAUAUUUACAGAGAACAAUAAUUUAGAUGGAGCUGAAGCAGUUAGCUGAAUCUAUAUCAAUGAUCUCCUUUAAAAAAAGAAUUCGACAAGAAGAAAUUGGUAUGUAUUAUAACAAUAGACCUAUAUUGUGGGCAUAGAGAAUUUUACAUUAGGAAGAAAUUAAUUAAAGAAAGUAAAGAAAACUUGGUUGGCUUUAAAGAAAUAAAGAAAAUGUAGAUGAUUCUAUAAAGAAUGAAUGGGAAGUAAGCACAAAUUAUAUAUACGAUUUAAGAUUUGAUCCCAGUCUAUUGAUACCUGAAACUUGGGUAGAUGGCAAAAUAAUGAACCAAUUCAAUGCUCAGAGGGAUAAUAUAUUUGCUUCCUCAUCUAAGUAUGACAUAGUCCAAUUGAGAUAAGGAACUGCUCAUUAUCAUACUACAUCUGAAAAUACCAACAUUGAUCAAAUAGAAAAGUAAAGCAGAAUGUAAAGAAAUAGAUAAAAUCUUAGUUCAAAGAAGAGAUCUAAAUCAACACCAGGUCCUAAGAUUGAGCCAGUAGUUUAGAGCAAAAACAUAAUAGAGGAGAUGAAGUCAUUUGAUGAGGAUAAGAUUAACUACGGCUUCUGCCAUCAUUGCAAGCAGCUCAAGAAUAGAUUCGUGCUAGCCUCUUGCAACUAUAACUCUGCUAAGAUGGGUCCUACAGUACCUGCCUCUUACACAGUGAAGGAUGUCAAGAUUUACAACAGUAAGUAUCACUCCUACUAAUCACAAAAUAUUUUAGUCGAUAUUGGAAACAAAGCAUCAUAUAACUACCUGUUCAAAUAACACAUGAAUAAAAACCAUAAAGGUGGGAUUAAUACACCAUUUUUGCUUAGUGAAAUCAAUGAUCCAACAGUAAAAGCUGGCCAUCUAUAGGCUAGUAGCGGCAGAUCAAGGUUGAAUUCUGAAUGUCUUAAGGGUGAUGACGAUAAUUAUAUUUGCUCUAGGAAAUUUUGUUCAUUUUGUUUAAAGACUUAGUAUGAACUUAUAUUUGGAGAUUGUUACAAGAACCCAGAAUGGAUUUGUCCAUUUUGCUAGGGCAUAUGUUUUUGUACUAGAUGUUUAAGACAGGACACUAUGACACAAUUAAAAGCUUAUUUCAUUGCUUUAGGAGGUGAUCUUGACAUCUUAUAGACAUCUGAUUGCAUAUUUGAUAAAACAAUUUUGAAUAACUUCUAAACUCAUCUCUAGUUAACUCUCCUAGCUAAUCCUGAAUUAAUCAUAAAGUAUCAGCAUUAUCAAGACUUUAUAAGUCAUUAAGGCUACGGAUAAAAUAGGAAAUAUUAGAAUGAAACUUUAAACUAGCUUGCCAAUUAAAACACUUUAAGUUAAUUCAAGCCUCUUCAUUUUCCUUAUCCUGAGCCAAAAUUAGGCUUUACCUAGGAAAUUUAAAGCUUCGAUUAUAAACAAAAUCCAGAAAAAGACUAAAAUGAGGGUGAAAAAGAAAAAUUCCUCAAGCUAUUUGAGUACUGUAUAUUAUAAAUAAAUGAGGAAGAAAAAGAAAGGGAAAAGAGAAGGAAGCUUUCAAAUCAGACUUAUCUCUCAAUAAAGAAAAAGGAUGAAGAGAUUAUAAAUAUACUUAAAAAGCCAAGAGGUAGAAAAAGAUUUAUUCUCAUUGAUAAUUAGGUAAAAGAGAGAUUAUCGAAGAAGGAUGCAAAGUAUCUAGAAGAAGUAACAUUGCAUCACUAGCCUAUGCUUAUUGCUUCUACUUCAAAGACUAAUAAGAUUGAGACCUCAAAAGAUAAUAAAAUUCUGAAAGAAAUAAGUAAUAAGCUAGAAUAGAUCUAGAAACUUGAAGAAAAAAUUAUAAAUAAAGACAGGAUUUAGAGCUUAGCAGAGUAGAGCUAGCUCAAAGAAAAGAAACGAAGGAGAACUACUCACUUCACUCCCUCAAAAACUAAGAAGAAGAAGUCAUUAGUAUUCAGAAAAUAAAAACCAAUGCUUGGGUUUAAAAGCAAAAAAUCAACUAGCAAAGCUCUAAUGAAAUCUAAACUAAACUCUUCAUCAGCUAGCUAAAAACUGACCCCAUGUCAAUCAUAAAUAUAAACUGAUAAAACAUCCAGCAUAUCUAAGAAGGCACCAAUAAGAAUCGAGAAAGUGAGAGUUAGUAGUGGAUCAAAGAGUAUUCAGAAGCCAAAGCUUAAGCAGACUCAACUAAAGUUUUAAAAAGCACCCAAGCACAUCAGAUGA
Messenger RNA from Stylonychia lemnae, 3024 nucleotides. The record is from the annotation of a GenBank genome assembly. Lineage: Eukaryota; Ciliophora; Spirotrichea; Sporadotrichida; Oxytrichidae.